This is a messenger RNA of Thamnophis sirtalis, 3702 nucleotides long. It is a transcript of the gene FARP1, whose product is annotated as FERM, ARH/RhoGEF and pleckstrin domain protein 1. Gene Ontology annotation, molecular function: cytoskeletal protein binding; guanyl-nucleotide exchange factor activity. Gene Ontology annotation, cellular component: cytoskeleton. The record is from RefSeq and is a predicted model, not a curated record. NCBI's taxonomy places the organism in Eukaryota, Metazoa, Chordata, Lepidosauria, Squamata, Natricidae.
GAAGGAGCGGGAGGCGACGGCAGCCACAGCCACCCGGAGCUGCUGCGCCGCUUCCCCGCUCUUGCCUCGGCUGGACAUCUCCCGCUCCCGCCCUUUUGGCCGGGGCCGCCUUUUUCGCUUUUCUCGCGCGCCCCUCAAGCCAUGGCGACCUCGGGCCCGCCGCCCCCUCGGUGUCAACCUCGUUCCCCUCCUGCUGCUGCCGCCGUCGCACCCGCCCCCUCUUCCUCCUCCUCAGUCUUCUCGAGGACCCUUUAAUGGCUCGGACCCUCCAGAGACCGCCACCCCGACUUGUUUGCGCCGCCACAACGAGCAAAGGAAAAGGAAGAAUAAAAUAGCCCGAGGAGCGCCGCGAACGCUGAAUGCUCUUCAUCUGACCUCAACCUCAUCCCCAACAGUGUGACCGGCAACAUUUGGAGCAUAAAGUAGAAGCUUGUCUCUUCAGAUAUGGGCGAAGUGGAGCAAAGAGCGACAACAGGAUCUCGGCUAGGAGUACAGGAGAAUGCUGGCAUCAGUACUCUGGAACAUGGACAGAAACUGCCUUCAACACCUACAGGAAAACUUAUUUCUAUCAAAGUCCAAAUGCUGGAUGAUACACAGGAAACAUUUGAAAUUCCGCAAAGAGCUCCAGGAAAGAUUUUAUUGGAUGCCGUCUGCAACCAUCUCAAUCUUGUUGAAGGUGAUUAUUUUGGCCUUGAGUUUCUGGAUCAUAAGAAGGUCAUGGUUUGGCUGGAUCUUUUGAAACCUAUCAUAAAACAAAUCAAAAGACCUAAGCAUAUCAUUCUAAAAUUUGUGGUAAAAUUCUUCCCACCUGAUCAUGCUCAGCUGCAAGAAGAAUUAACAAGGUUGGUGUACUUAUUUGCAUUGCAAGUUAAACAGGAUUUAGCACAAGGAAGACUAACCUGUAAUGACACUAGUGCUGCUCUCUUAAUAUCACACAUUGUACAGUCUGAAAUCGGGGAUUUUGAUGAAACCAUUGAUCAUGAACACUUAGCAAAAAACAAAUAUAUACCUCAACAAGAAGCUUUAGAAGAAAAAAUAAUGGAAUUUCAUCAUAAUCAUAUUGGUCAGACACCAGCAGAAUCCGAUUUCCAGCUGCUUGAAAUUGCCCGUCGUUUGGAAAUGUAUGGAAUCCGGUUGCAUCCAGCUAAGGACAGAGAAGGAACCAAGAUCAACCUAGGAGUGGCUCAUACAGGCAUUCUGGUGUUUCAGGGUUACACGAAGAUAAAUGCAUUCAACUGGUCUAAAGUUCGGAAGCUCAGCUUUAAGAGGAAGCGUUUUCUUAUUAAACUACGGCCAGAUGUAAAUAGUAACUUCCAAGACACACUGGAAUUUCUAAUGGCUAAUCGGGAUUUGUGCAAGGCUUUUUGGAAAAUUUGCGUAGAACACCAUGCCUUCUUCAGGCUGUUUGAGGAACCCAAACCCAAACCUAAACCUGUUCUUUUUACCAGAGGCUCAUCUUUUAGGUUCAGUGGCCGUACUCAGAAGCAAGUCCUUGAAUAUGUUAAAGAAGGAGGACAUAAAAAAGUGCAAUUUGAGAGAAAACACAGCAAGAUCCAUUCUGUUAGGAGCCUGACUCCAAAAUCUACAGAGCAACUUUCUGUGGUGCCAAAACAAAGUUGUAGUUUUACAUAUGGAGAUGGUGCUGAUUCCCUGGUUGAGCAAAGUUGCCAACAGGGAAAGGAAUUAAAUAUAUCAGUGGAAGAUGGUGGACCACACUCAACUCCUUCCCUGAAAAAAAGCCCUAAGGAAGGCCAGGGGAUAGAUGGUACUACAAUGGCAACAAUGGAGGAGGAAGAGGAGGUCGUAAAGGACAGGUCACAACUCAGCAGAUCUCAGAGGCAGCAGCCAAGCACAGCAGGCUCUCUUGCUGGCAGCCCUCACCUUUCAGAACUGUCAAUCAAUUCUCAAGGUGGAACAGCCAUAGCAAAUGCAACUUUGUCUCCUAAUUUGAGUCCUGAUAAUAGGCAAGCUUCUCCAUUGAUCAGUCCCUUGCUGAAUGAUCAAACUGGAGUCCGCGCUGAUGAAGAAGAGGAGGUCAGGAGAAAGAGGUUUCCAACUGACAAGGCAUAUUUCAUUGCUAAAGAAGUUGCCACUACAGAACGGACUUACCUGAAAGAUCUUGAAGUCAUCACAUCGUGGUUCCAGAGCACAGUAAAUAAAGAUGACUGCAUUCCAGAAGCAUUGAAGAGCCUCAUAUUUUCAAACUUUCAACCUUUGCACAAAUUUCACACCAACUUUCUAAAGGAGGUAGAACAGCGAAUUGCUGUGUGGGAAGGCCGUUCUAAUGCCCACUUGAAAGGAGAUUUCCAAAAAAUUGGAGAUGUUAUGCUGAAGAAUAUUCAGAGUAUGAAGCAACUAAUGGUUCAUUUGCGAAAGCACAGUGAAAUUCUGCUAGAACUGGAAAAUGGAAUCAAGAACUCUCGCAGGCUGGAGGCCUUAUGCAGAGAUUUUGAGAUGCAAAAAGUCUGCUACCUUCCCCUCAAUAUCUUCCUUCUCAGGCCACUGCAUAGGCUGAUGCACUAUAAGCAGAUAAUGGAAAGGCUCUGCAAACAUUAUCCACCCAAUCACGGGGACUUCAGGGACUCCAGAGCUGCUCUGGCAGAAAUUUCAGAGAUGGUAGCCCAGCUCCAUAGCAGUAUGCUAAAAAUGGAAAACUUUCAGAAACUGCAUGAACUGAAAAAGGACUUGAUAGCUAUGGACAAUCUGGUGAAUCCAGGAAGGGAAUUUAUUAGGUUGGGUAGUCUCAGCAAACUGUCUGGAAAAGGCUUACAGCAGCGGAUGUUCUUCUUGUUCAAUGAUGUCUUGCUGUACACAAGUCGAGGCCUAACAGCAUCCAAUCAGUUCAAAGUUCAUGGGCAGCUUCCACUGUAUGGCAUGAUGAUAGAAGAGAGUGAAGAAGAAUGGGGGGUUCCUCACUGCUUUACACUUAGAAGUCAACACCAAUCCAUUGUUGUUGCUGCGAGUAAUCGCAUUGAGAUGGACAAGUGGACUGAGGACAUACAGAUGGCCAUUGACUUGGCAGAGAACUGUAAUGAUCCUGCUUCUGAAUUCCAUGGAAAUAGCCCACCUGACACAAAAUCCCCCGAGGAGCCCACUGUAGACCAGGAAUCGGAAGACGAUCUCAAUGCAUCCCGCACCUCACUUGAACGUCAAGCUCCUCACCGUGGCAACACUACGGUGCACGUCUGUUGGCACAGAAAUACCAGUGUCUCCAUGGUCGACUUUAGUAUUGCGGUGGAGAACCAACUUUCUGGAAACCUCCUGCGAAAAUUCAAAAACAGCAAUGGGUGGCAGAAGCUUUGGGUGGUAUUCACCAACUUCUGCAUGUUUUUCUACAAAUCUCACCAGGACAAUCAUCCCUUAGCUAGCCUUCCUCUGCUUGGCUAUUCUCUGACCAUUCCUUCUGAAUCUGAGAACAUUAAUAAAGACUAUGUCUUUAAGCUACACUUCAAAUCCCAUGUGUACUAUUUUAGGGCGGAGAGUGAAUAUACAUUUGAAAGGUGGAUGGAGGUAAUCCGAAGUGCUACAGGCCCAGCCUCACAGGUCCGUGUAUUAAGUCAUGAAGAAUCCCAUGUUUAUUGAUGGCUGAACUCCAAAUGGUUCAUUCCAGCAACUGCUGCUUUUUUAGAGGAUAUUUGAAUUUAUUUUCCCCUUUUAAGAUUUAGUAAAACACGAAUCUAUUAAAAAAUGUUUUGGAUCAGC